Closterium sp. NIES-67 is the source of this 1225-nucleotide messenger RNA. The record is from the annotation of a GenBank genome assembly. NCBI's taxonomy places the organism in Eukaryota, Viridiplantae, Streptophyta, Zygnematophyceae, Desmidiales, Closteriaceae.
AGCCUGAAGAUGGAUUGGCUGAGAGUCUGCUGGGUGGGGUGCGGUCCGGUGCGGUGGGGACGCGUGAAGAGGCUCUGCGCGUGCUGCAUUCGCUGGUGGCGCGGCUGGGGGAGCACACGGCGGCCAUGACGGUAAGCCUCCGGUGCAUGCGCCGCCUCAGCACAGCUCUACGGGCCACUCUGGCGCGACCACCAGUGGAUGGGGCAGCAGCGGAAGAUGGGGCGGCAGCAGGUGGGGCGACAGCAGGUGGGGCAGCAGCAGGUGGGGCAGCAGCAGGAUCAGAUGUGACGGCGGCAGCAGCAGCAACAGAUGAGGAAAGAGCAGCAGGGCGUUGCAUGGGAGGGGAGGAAAGGGCACCAGGGGGCGGAGGGCCAGGGGAGGCGACACCAGGGGAAGCGACACCAGGGGAGGCGGUGCCAGGGGAGGUAACACCUGGGCAGGGAACACCGGUGAAGGCGUCACCAGGAAACGGGAGGCAGCCACGCGGCAGAAGAGAGUUAGCCGGGAAACGUACAGAGGGGCGCCAGGGGCGCGAGUCCCCAAUCCCUGUGGAAGUAUUCUGCCCUCGACUCGAGUCCCUCACCCUCCAAGUGCUCUACUUCUCCUCCACUCCCCUCCCCAAGUGGCUGCCCCCAACCCUCUCCUCCGAAUCCCCUCUCAUGUACCUCUGCUCCCCCCCACCACCUUCCACUAUUCGUUCAUCCCCCUCCCCCCGCCCCUCCCCCUCCCCCUCCUCCUCUCUCUCCUCCUCUGCCCCUAGCCCGAGCAUCCAGCCACAGUCCUUCGAGUCCAUUGCUCGGGCUGCUGUCUUUGGCAGUCUGAAGCAGCUAACCUUGGUGUGCUGCUUGGGGUUGGAGGAGCAGCAGUGGCUUGACAUGCUACGCGCGUGCGCUAAGCUGGAGGAGUUAAGGGUACAGAACAAUGAUAAGUUCUCAGAUAGGGUUUUGGCCGGGAGCACACUGGAGAGACUCGCUGAUUUUACUGUGUUGGCGUGUGACAAGGUCACUGCGGCUGGCAUUGGGGGGGUUCUUGGGAGCUUUCCGAGGUUGCGGCAUUUGAAGGUGGAGGCGAGUAAGGUUCAGGAUCGAGGUCGACGAGAGCUGCUUCGUGCUGGUGUGGUUAUCAGGGGAAUAGUAGUUCAGUAAAAGGGUCUGACGAGGCAAGCAGAUCGUUGUCAUUGCACCACAGGGUUAUCUUAUGGUGAAGGAAACCAUUCAAUUUCAGU